Molecule: messenger RNA, 3494 nt
Organism: Entelurus aequoreus (snake pipefish)
Lineage: Eukaryota; Metazoa; Chordata; Actinopteri; Syngnathiformes; Syngnathidae
Product: equilibrative nucleoside transporter 2
Exons: 13
Coding region: 174-1595 (473 amino acids)
Biological process (GO): hypoxanthine transport; adenine transport; uridine transmembrane transport
Cellular component (GO): basolateral plasma membrane; plasma membrane
Molecular function (GO): nucleoside transmembrane transporter activity
Source: RefSeq, a predicted model, not a curated record
GUGGCGACUUGUCCAGGGUGUACCCCGCCUUCCGCCCGAAUGCAGCAACCCCGAACGGGACAAGCGGUAGAGGAUGGAUAGAUGGAAACAUUCUUAGCUGUGCUUGUUAUUGCUUGCAUUGAGACAGCUAGCUGUAUUAAAGACUCUGUUUGACAAGAAAACUUCAUAGGACAAUGAACGGACGUAAACAUAAAGAGGCUCCUUCAGACUGGGGCUGCUUGGUGGCGUUAUGUUUCUUCGUCCUGGGUCUGGGAACACUGCUGCCAUGGAAUUUUUUCAUGACCGCGAUAUUGUAUUUUGAAAGCCGCCUGAACACAACAGGCACACCAACUGAAGCGGGCAACAGCACAGGUGAGGCCCCUAAAGAAUACUACUUCAACAACCUGAUGACCCUGCUGUCCCAGCUGCCCCUGCUGCUCUUCACCCUGCUCAACUCCAUCCUCUACCAGAGGAUAUCCGAGGCCAUGCGUGUCGGCGGCAGCCUGGUUUUCAUCCUGUUGCUCUUCAUCCUAACCACUGUGCUGGUGAAGGUGGAAAUGGACACUGAACGCUUCUUUUCCGUGACUAUGGCUACAAUUUGGUUCAUCAAUUCGUUUGGUGCCGUGUUGCAGGGAAGUCUAUUUGGCUUGGUUGGUAUGUUUCCCCAGAAGUACAGUUCCAUUUUCAUGAGUGGUCAAGGACUUGCCGGGACCUUUGCAGCCAUUGCCAUGUUGUUAUCCAUUGCCCGAAACGUAGACAUGACUUCUAUGGCUUUGGGCUACUUCGUCACACCCUGUGUGGGUACAUUGUUCACGUUCUUCUGCUACCUCCUCCUUCGCCGCCUGGAGUUUGCUGAAUAUUACCUGGACAAGAGCGGCAAAUAUGAGGGGUACACCACAGACGAGCUGCUGACAGUCGAGAGUUCCGCAGUGGGGAAUGACAAACUAAACAGCCACACUAAUGCCUCGGUGGCCAGCAGCCCCAACGAAGAUGGCGCCCUGCAAGAGGGCAAGGUGGACGUAACCAAGCAGGCAUUCGUUUCUCUGGAGCAAGUGGAAAAGAACCAAGCUAAAUCCUCGGUCAUCGAGGUCUUCAAGAAGAUUUUUCAGAUAUGGGUCAUGGCGUUCUGUGUGACAUUUGUGUUCACUGUCACUCUGGCGGUCUUUCCCGCCAUCACUGCAAAUGUCCAGACGAUGUACACAGGAGAUUGGGAGCGCUACUUCAUCUGUGUCUGCUGUUUCCUGACCUUUAACCUCAACGACUGGCUUGGCCGGACCAUCACCACUUGCGUGCGCUGGCCUCGCAAAGAGUCUCGUCUAUUCCCGCUGCUGGUGGUCUCACGCGUGGUCUUCAUUCCUCUGCUGUUGCUCUGCAACAUCAAGAUCUCAAACGUCAGACAUCUGCCCGUCCUCUUCUACCACGACGCCGCUUUCACUGUCAUCAUGGCGCUGUUCUCGCUCUCCAGCGGUUACUUUGUGUGCCUGUCCAUGUCCUACGCGCCGCAAAUGGUGGAUGGCAAGGAUGCAGAGACUGCUGGGGCCCUGAUGACCUUCUUCUUGGCAUUGGGUCUCUCCAUCGGUGCCUUGCUGUCCUUCCCGCUCCGCAUUCUAGUGUAGUUUCAACACACACUUGAGUGCUGGCAAUAAUAAGGAACAAAACAGUUUGCUAUUGCAAAGGUUAGUUUUCUUAUUUGCGCUUUAUUUCCGUAAGUCCUAAUGCAUUUGUAACUUAAAUGUAGUUUUAUGUAGCUCAUUAUGUAUGCAAGGGAAUUUUAUUUUUGCUUUGCUUUUAAUGCUUAGUUUGAAGUUAAUGUACAUUCGACAUGGUUUUACAGACUCUUUCUACUUAACAUGAAGAAAACAUCCAUCUUUUGUAGCGCUUAUCCUCAUUAGGAUCACGGGGUAAGCUGAAGCCUAUCCCAGAUGACUUUUUGAGAGAUUGUGUACUCCCAAGACUGGUCACCGGUACAAACACAGGGCACUGACAAUUUAGAGCAGGGGUCCCCAAACGUUUUGACUCGGGGGCCGCAUUGGGUUAAAAAAUUUGGCCGGGUGUGUGUGUGUGUGUGUGUGUGUGUGUGUGUGUGUGUGUGUGUGUGUGUGUGUGUGUGUGUGUGUGUGUGUGUGUGUGUGUGUGUGUGUGUGUGUGUGUAUAUAUAUAUAUAUAUAUAUAUAUAUAUAUAUAUAUAUAUAUAUAUAUAUAUAUAUAAGGCGGCUAGGAGACCCCGAGUAACAAGCGGUAGAAAAUGGAUUAGAAAGGACAAAUUAAAAAACAUUUUAAAAACUUUUUUAACUUGCCGUGGGCCGUAGUUUGGGGACCCCCGAUAGUUUCCAAUGAACUAAACAUGCAAGGAACAAAUACGACGAUGUUCUAUUCCAGGGGUGUCCAAACUUUCUCCACUGAGGGCCUCAUCCAGAAAAAACUAAAAGGAUGCCGUUGCCAUUUUUUGUAUAUUAAAAACCAAUACUAGGAUAAAAAAAAAAAUUGGUCCAUAUAUUGCAGACCUGGGCAUUCUGCGGCCCGCGGGCCACAUCCGGCCCUUUGUGUGUCCCUGUCCGGCCCGCGUGAGGCCAAUCAUAAAUUACAAAAUACAUUUUAAAAAGUAUCUAUGUCGAGUGUGCAAUAGAACGCUGCUGCUUUUGUUUUGAAAAGCGUUAUUUGUAUUACUUCCGUGUGGACGUAUGCGCGCGUGUGAUUGUGAGUGAAUGUGAAAACAUCUAUGUCGUGCAUGCAAUACAACUGUGCUGCUUUUAUUUUGAAAAGUGUUAUUUAUGGGCGUAUGUCCAGGUGUAACCUGUGAGUGAAGGUAAAAAAUUAAUAUUGAGCAAAAUUUAAUUGAAAUAUUGUCUGUGUGGCCCUCCAGCAGUGCUCAGGUUGCUUAUGCGGCCCCUAGUAAAAAUUAAUUGCCCACCCCUGGUAUAUUGGCUUUCUGUUAACAUAAUUUUUUCUACUUGUAUUGUUACAUUACACAUGGUCUUUUAUCUCACUUUUUGCGUUUUUUAUUUUAUUCAUAGCAUUUUAGCUGCUGCAAAUGGCCUCGAGGCCACACUUUGGACACCCCUGUUCUAUACACUUCUGCAAAGUGACCAAUUACAAGUCAUAUGGCCAAAUUACAUCAGUUUUGCUUGAGAGGCCACAGUUUAAGAGGCAUAUACUGCCCUCUAGUGGUCGAAGACACAAAUUCACUUUGAACAUGAGGCUCAGUCAUUUUACAGUGUAUGGCAACUGUUAGGUUGGUAAAUGCAUUGUAACCAUAUUGCACAAUUAUAUUAUGUUGUAUAUUUUGUUUCGAGCUGUGGCCUCGUAUCUUUUGACUUGAAACUUGCGUGAUACAAUUUUUUUCAGGGAUAGUCGCUUUUUUAUAUCAAGCAUUAAAAAGCCAAUGUUGUCAGGAAUGGCUUUAUUAGAAUUGUUGAAAAAGUUGUUUUUAUUUGCCUUAAAGAUGUGUAGAAAAUGUUAUGUCACUCAAGGGAGACUUCAUAUGUUUAACUGCAAAUAAAAGACUUGAGAUUUAA